AUGAGUAAUGAUGGGACAAUCCUGCACUUACCUUCGCCGCCUAUACAUACAGCUUUAAUCCCUUCCACACCAGAGACAGCCGGUGAUAGUGGUACAGUUGGAGCUAUCAACUUUUCUCAACAUCCCGUGAAUCGCAUCUCGUUCCCCACAGGGCCACUGUAUUCCCUAUAUCCCGCAGUCGGCCGCUCAAGUUCUCGAGGAAAGGGCACACAUCCCGCGAUUGCACGAUCUAAUUCUCGAAGAGAAAACAUUGCUCCGGGAAAUCACCGAACGGGCUCCCGAGGAUCGAGCUCACGCCCUUGGGGAGCCAAUAGCCAUGCCCCCAGACGGCGCUCAAGCACAUCCGCCAAAGGGAACAGCGCGGUUCACGGUAAAUCUUCAUUUGGAGGACCGCCAGGAUAUGGUGUCCCGAAACGAUCUUGGAAAAGGACAGUAGUCUCACCUAGCCGCUGGCCUGGAGGUAAAAGAUUCAGGGAGAGUGAAGAGACUUUUGAGACUGUUUCGACCGAAAUUUUCAAUCAGGUGCCACAGGUUAGCCAGAAAAAUGAGGUCCAUCAACCCAGUGUUAGGCUAGUUGAUGGAUCUCCUGAGGGAGCUGAAAAGGCGAGUCAAGUACGAGCGAGAGGUUCUUCGCCUUUCUUCGCGGGGUCUUCCACAGCAUGGAGAAGGGGUUCAAAGGUGCACUCAUCAACUGGAGCCGAGUCGAACGACGGUGACCAAGAUGUCAUCGACGAUGUCAUCAAAACAAUGAUUCGGGAGAAUAGCUAUACGAAGACUAUCGGGACAUAUUCAUCGCUCAAUCUCCCUGAGACACCGCUGCGAAGAUAUAACAGUGCUCUCCCAUCUCAUUUUGCGGCCUCAUCGUCGUUUAUGAAUCAUCCUAGUAGGGGCUUGGCUGCUGAAGAAGAUGGCGCCUUCUCAAAUGUGGUUGAUGAAAGUGGACAAAGGGUCUGGUAUCCGAAACACUCUACUAGAGAAAGCGGUGUUACAUCAUACAGUCGUGGAGGGUCAUCAUAUUAUCCUUAUGAGCCAUUUGAGUACGGCGUUGCGGUGACCUCCACACGAGCACAGGGGCCAGCCAUGGGAAGACCUAGUAUUGAAGAGGAACGGCCAACUCGUAUAGUGGGUGAGAUGCCUAUACCUCCUCUGGUCACACAGCGAGCAAAAUUAGUGGACUUUACGAAGAAAAGACCAGUCGGUAUCAGUGAAGAGGGGAGUGAGGAGGAAAUAAAGGGAAGCUUUCCGGUGGAUAUGACUUAUCUGUAA
This is a messenger RNA of Morchella importuna, 1266 nucleotides long. RefSeq lists its product as uncharacterized. Lineage: Eukaryota; Fungi; Ascomycota; Pezizomycetes; Pezizales; Morchellaceae. The record is from RefSeq and is a predicted model, not a curated record. Bases 1 to 1266 code for a protein of 421 amino acids. The transcript has a single exon.